AUGGAGCAUUGCAAAGUAAUACGGACAUUGAAAAGUGGCAAGAGCUAUGACAACAGAGAAGUGGUGCACCAUGAAGCCGAAGUGGAAGAAGAAGAGCUUACUGAAAGUGCACCAUUAGCUGCAAAGUCUCGGUCAGAGGCUAUUUCUGAAACAGGUAUUCCAGAUCCUAGUGCAAGUGACAAAGUGCAAUCUCGACCCAACUUUGAUGCAAACAAGGAAAAAGGCCUUGGUAGUUUAUUUGCACCUUCUGACAAGCCACCAUACAAGCCACCUUUGCCAUUUCCACAAAGGCAGCAACAACGUUCCAAGGAUCAACAAUGCAUUGAAUUCAUGAAGACGUUGGCUAAGGUUCAAAUUAAUUUGCCUCUAUUAGAUGCUAUUAAACAGAUCCCAUCAUAUGCCAAAUUUCUGAAGGAGCUAUGUUCUAAAAAGAAAAAGUUCUUGGAAUAUGAGAAGGUGAUUUUAACUGAGCAAUGUAGUGCUGUCCUCUUACAUAAGCUACCACCCAAGAAGAAAGAUCCGGGGAGUUUCACUAUCUCUUGUACUAUUGGUAGUCUUGAUUUUCAUAAAGUAUUGAUUGAUUUAGGAGCAAGUGUUAACCUUAUGCCUUAUUCUGUUUUUCAAAAAUUAGGUGAAGGAGAACUCAAGCCCACGUCUGUGAGUCUUCAAUUGGCAGAUAGGUCCGUGACCUAUCCUUUGGGUAUUCUGGAAAAUGUGAUUAUUAAAGUGGAUAAAUUCUAUCUUCCAGCUGAUUUCAUUGUACUUGACAUAGAGGAAGACAAGGAAGUGCCUCUCAUUUUAGGCUGA
Messenger RNA from Malus domestica (apple), 807 nucleotides. Lineage: Eukaryota; Viridiplantae; Streptophyta; Magnoliopsida; Rosales; Rosaceae. The record is from RefSeq and is a predicted model, not a curated record.